AUGAGUUGUAAAAAAGAGGCGGAGGGCGGAGCUGCCCUGCCCUGCUGCCAAUGGGAGAAGUUGAAGGCCUCUCCGGGUGGGGGGACGCAGAAGGGCCCGGGCCCCAGCCGAGGGCGCGGGGGUUCGGCGGCUGCCCUCCGGGGCUCCCCGCCGCCCGGGAAACGCUGCGCCUCAGGAGCCGCAAGAAGGCCGGGCGCAGCGGGAGGGGCCUCCUCUGCGACGGGCGGAGAGGGCAGGGCGGCCCCGCCGGCUUCGCCUGUGUGGUUCUUGAAUGCGCGGGUGGUAUUGCACCCCCCGAGCGGCCCUCAAGGCUCCGGCCUCCCAAGACACAGGCAGCUCAGCCCCCAGGGAAGCGAUCCUUGCUGGCCUCCGUGCUGUGACUGAAGCUGCCAGAAGAUGCACGAGGGUGAAACUGCAGCCGUUCUCUGCUCUCUGU
Ahaetulla prasina is the source of this 436-nucleotide messenger RNA. Its product is annotated as myosin IC heavy chain-like. The record is from RefSeq and is a predicted model, not a curated record. Bases 1 to 384 code for a protein of 127 amino acids. The transcript is spliced from 2 exons. Lineage: Eukaryota; Metazoa; Chordata; Lepidosauria; Squamata; Colubridae.